Messenger RNA from Solanum lycopersicum (tomato), 1772 nucleotides. RefSeq lists its product as uncharacterized. Lineage: Eukaryota; Viridiplantae; Streptophyta; Magnoliopsida; Solanales; Solanaceae. The record is from RefSeq and is a predicted model, not a curated record. Gene Ontology annotation, biological process: N-acetylglucosamine metabolic process; protein N-linked glycosylation. Gene Ontology annotation, cellular component: membrane. Gene Ontology annotation, molecular function: beta-1,4-mannosylglycoprotein 4-beta-N-acetylglucosaminyltransferase activity.
UCUCUAUCCCUUGUCUAUCUACAACUAGGCUUCUCUGUCUCUCUAUAUAUAUCCGUCAGAACCCAGAAAACGACUAUUAUUAUGUUGUGAAUUGUCGAUUAGAGAAGCCUUGUGGGUGAAUGUUUGCAGUUCCUCCAUUAACGAUCUUUGACUGCAGGAAAGAGGGGUAUCAAUUAACAAGCAUUUGUUCAAUAGAUUGGUUCUAAUGAUGUCUGAUGGUUACUAUUACACUUCGAAGAAGAGUGAUGAUAUUUGCCCAGAUGUUUGUGGACAGCAGGAUUCACCCACUACAUUAAGCAUGUCAAGACUACGGUGUAUGCUUCGAGGAUUAGAUUUGAAGGCUCUCAUUUUUUUGGUUGUGUUUGUGCCAAUGUUCAUAGUUGGUGCAUACUUGCAUGGCCAGAAAAUUACUUACUUCCUCCGUCCUCUCUGGCAAUCUCCUCCGAAGCCCUUUAUUGAAAUUACUCAUUACUACCAUGAGAAUGUACCAAUGGAGGAUAUUUGUAAGCUACAUGGAUGGGGAAUUCGUGAAUAUCCUAGGCGUGUCUUUGAUGCUGUUCUCUUCAGUAAUGAAGUCGAUAUGCUUAAAAUCAGAUGGAAGGAGUUGUAUCCUUACAUCACUCAGAUUGUGCUUCUUGAGUCAAACUCAACAUUUACGGGUUUGGCUAAACUCCACAAUUUUGCACUUAAUAGGGACCAAUUUAAGUUCAUUGAGCCUCGCUUGGCAUAUGGAAACAUUGCCGGAAGAGAUAAAAAAGGUGAAAAUCCAUUUGUUGAAGAGGCAUAUCAGAGAGUAGCAUUGGACCAACUUCUGAAACUUGCUGGUAUUGAGGAUGAUGAUUUGCUCAUUAUGUCCGACGUAGAUGAGAUUCCUAGCGCUCGUACUAUUAAUCUUUUGAGGUGGUGCGAUGACAUUCCUCAUGUCCUUCACCUUCAUCUGAAGAAUUACCUGUACUCAUUUGAAUUUCAGAUUAAGCACAGAAGCUGGAGAGCUUCAGUCCACAGGUAUCAGAGUGGUAAGACUAGAUAUGCACACUAUCGUCAGAGUGAUUACAUUUUGGCGGAUGCAGGUUGGCAUUGUAGCUUUUGUUUCCGCCACAUUAGUGAUUUUAUAUUCAAGAUGAAAGCUUACAGCCACAGUGAUAGAGUGAGGUUUUCACAUUAUCUGAACCCUACAAGGAUUCAGGAUGUCAUUUGUAAAGGAGCUGAUUUAUAUGACAUGCUUCCUGAGGAGUACACGUUCAAGGAUAUUAUCGGCAACAUGGGGCCUAUCCCCCAUUCGUACUCAGCAAUUGAUCUUCCUUCUUAUCUGUUUGAAAAUCCAGACAAGUACAAAUAUCUUUUGCCCGGGAAUUGCAAAAGAGAAAAUGGCUAGGUCUUACGACAGUUGGCAACGUCUUCUCAACAAAGGAGGUGCUCAGGGGCAGGUUUUUGGUUGCACCUUGAGGGGCUCUAUUGCUUUAAUCGGAUAAGUGGUAACUGUGGUGUAGCAGUAUUAAAUACGGUUAUACCUUGUGUGCAGAAAUGUUGAGGUAAUCCUGGGAGGGAUUUUUUUGUGAGAGAGCGGUAAAUUCAUUCGCCAUAGUGAAGAUUCAAUUUAGGGGAGGAGGACAUGAAGCUUUGGGUAAAUUCAUUAUUGUUUCCAUCUGUAUUGCAUUACCCUGAGAUUAUACAACUUUUUUGAAUGAUAAUAGUCAGACAUUUUUUUUUAAUGGAUUUUAUGUUCUUUCUCUUCUCUUGAAGAGUAAUUUAAUUCUCAUAUUUACUAUAAA